UCUCCACAGAGCACGGAGACACCAUCUCGGCUCCACAUCGCUCCGACGAGGAGAGGAGAGAGCAGCUCGUCGCGCUCGGCGGCAGCCAAUCAGCGGGCUGGUUUCUCUUCAGCAUCUCUGGGUCGGAGGCAUCGGGCAAAGUCGAGCUCAGGAGCCGCGGGAGGAAGCAGAGUCUGAGCAACACUUGCAGGACGACACGUUAUGGUUGUGUGAAUUAUAACAAGCAGGCGGAGGAUUUCUUCACCAGCACAAAGAGAAAUCAGAAGUCGACUAAUCCAAGCACUGCACGGAGGGAAGUGAAUUCCGGCACAAGCAUGGCGGACCAGAAAGACAACAUAGAUGACUUUAAAGUCCAGACAGCCAAACAUGCCAACAUCAGCUCGGCCCCUUUACGGCCGCACAGUGAACACUCCAAAGACAGAGCGUCCAAAAGGCAUUCGAUCGAGUCCAAUGGGACCAGUGACGGAGGUGCGGGUUCCUCCACGCCCGUGGAGAUCACCGCUUUGGAGGAGUCGUUUCGGCGCUUCGCCAUCCACGGCGAUACUCGCGCUACCGGCAAGGAGCUGCACGGAAAGAACUGGUCCAAACUCUGCAAGGACUGCUCCGUGAUCGACGGCAAGAACAUCACCCUGACUGACGUGGACAUCGUCUUCAGCAAAGUCAAGAAGAAAUCCUGCCGCACCAUCACUUUUGACGAGUUCAAAGUUGCACUCGGAGAGCUGGCCCGGAAGAAAUACAAGGAGAAGACAGCAGAGGAGGCCGAGGCCGAGGUGUUCAAGCAGAUCGAAGGGAAGGCACCGGUCAUUGCAGGAGUCACGAGAGCCGUGGCUUCCCCUACAGUGAGCCGCCUCACGGACCCCACCAAGUUCACAGGGUCACACAAGGAGCGCUUCGACGGCACCGGCCGUGGGAAGGGUAAGGCGGGACGGGUAGACAUAGUCGACACUUCCGGGUACGUCUCAGGAUACAAACAUCGAGGGUCGUAUGAAAAGAAAAUCACUAAACCAACCGAUUAAAGACGAGGAUAUAAACAUGUUUUUAUUAAAAAAAAUAAAGAAGAGUACUCAAAGAAAGCACAAAAGAAAAAUGAUUUCAUACAUUUUCCCGCCCAUUUAUUUAGUGCGUGCGUGAGUGUGUCUGUGUGUGUCUGUGUGUGUGCAAGAGAGAGAUGUUUUUUUUAGUUCCUCUCUUUGUCAAGUGUGAGAACUGGAAAAUUGUUUACAUCUAUUUUUACAAAGUCAUCACCAGCUGGUACAUUCCUGUCAGAGAGCGAGUUACUGCCAAACACUGAAGAGAACAAACCAUUCUAUGAACUUUGAAGCUUUGUUGUUAUGAUAGGGCCUUAUUAUAUUUAUUGAGCACAAAAACAACAACAUGCCAAGAAAAACUGAAUAAAGUCGGGCGACGGUUUUGAUGAAUCAACAACAUUGCACUUUUUAAUGGAAAUGUGUCUAUUCCCAGAUCUACCUGAAGAGAAGCAUCAUUCAUUUUGCAGAGUUUCGAUAAUUGGCACGCUUUUGACAAAUAUUAUCAUAUUUGUCGUUUUGUUAUUACUUCAAAUUGUUGAUUCCAUCCCCUCCUAAUCGUCUGCCUUCCCCUCUUGUCAACCGUCAAAAAUCUACUGUUCAUUUAAUGUCAUUACACAAGCUCGCAUUGUCAUUUGAAUAAUUUGCAUUGAGCUCAGACCAAGACAGAUACAUUAUUAUAAAAGCUUUCUCAAACCAGUCGUAAAUUAAGAUUAUGGCAUAUUUGUUUUCUACUGUGAAUACCACAAAAGCACAAAAAACUAAGAAGGCCUGUUUUCAACUGUUAAAACAAAAAGUAUUUCCAGUUUUAUAUCUUUGUCUUUAUUCUGAGUUCAUUCUCGUGACAAAUUGUUUUGCUAACAUGCAUUUCAAGUAUUAAAUUGGUGAAUCCAGCUGAAGGAAGCUCCAACCACAGUAGAUGAGCUCGGUUGUACAAGAUUGUAUUUGCUCUUAUAUUGUUAGUCCCUCGAUUAGAUUUAUAUACAGUAGUUCUAAUAUAUUUGUGGUAAGAUUGUGUAUAUUCUAAAACAUUAGAGCCACAAGGCUUAAUUUAUGACACUGGCUUUGUACCUUUUUUUCUUGUAUUGCUGUACUUUGUGCAUGUUAUGUAUAUUGCAUAUGAUUCAGAAGCAUAAAGAUGACAUUAGGAGUUUGUCUUAACUUAUCUUAACUGCUGUGCCUGCUGUGAAGACAGACUACUGGACAGACUUAAUUAUUAUUUUCAUAAGUGAUGACAUUGUGGAGUCAUUAUGAUGGAGUAUUAGGGCCAAUUAAAAGGGAAAUAAAAGGGAACAAGUUUUAAGAAUACAUUCAUUGUAUAUAAAGUCAUCAUUGUAUGAGAAAGAAGUUGUAAUUGUUAGAGAAAAAAGUCAUAAUCUCAGGCAGGAAAUAUCCAAAAAUGAGGAAUAUUUCACAAAUAACAAAAUAUUAAAUCAUUUUUCAAAUCAGCACCACAUCGUUGUAAGUAUCAGGACUUUGAAAAGAUUGUGUAACAAACCGUGUCUAUUCUGAUGAACCUUGGAGGAAGUGGCCUCUUUAGUGGAGGAGGAAAUGUUCGGUCGUGGUCGAAUGUGAGGUUGUUUACAUCUGUGUGAGAUUCAAAUAGGUUGCGUAGUUUCUCAGGAAACAAUGAUAUUGGUUCAAGAUCUUGAAACCAGAUUAAGUGGAACUUAGUGCGACUUUAUCUUCGUAAUAAAAUAAAAUAGAAUACUUAGAAUAAUUUGACUUUAUUCUUGUAAUAUUAUGACUUUUUUCCCAAUUAUAACUUUAUUCUUGAAAUCUCGUGUUUUUUUCUUCAGUACGGCCCUAACACUCUGUCCUAGAUCGUGAUAAAAUAUCGUACUGCUUGAAAUCAAUAUGUGUAAACUUGUACAUGUACAAAGUCAGCCACACACUAAUGCUAUUGGAUUUGUCUAAUGAUACAAAUUUAGAAGACAUUUCAUGUGCGGUUCUGUCAUCCAGAUCGCAACUAAAAACAAAAGCUUGUUUUUUUACUGAUGUCUCCUGACGUACUGCAUACUCUAUGAGAAAAAGGGAAAAUUGCACAGGUAAUAAACUUUUAUAGAAUAAUAUUUUUCCAGCAUAGUGACAGUGUUUCUGCCGCACUCGUCACACACUACCUGUAGCCUCAGCUGAUGAAGAAUCAGGCACCAAGUGGAAAACCAGCAGCUAUGGGUCGGUGUGUUAGUUUUUGUCUGCUGCAGUAGCUUGGGUAUGAUCUGUUUUCUGUGCUUAAUGCCAAAUACUGUGCACCUUUAAUGUGGAGGAACGAUACUGUCUUAUUUUUCAAAUAACUUUUAAUGUACUGUUGUGCCCUGGUGCAUGCAGCGUGGUUUUGUUCUUGUUCUUUAGACCUCUUAAUGUGUGUUCAUGAUUUGUAGUGCUUUAUUGAAAAUAAAAAAAUCUGUCAAAAUA
Molecule: messenger RNA, 3440 nt
Organism: Pleuronectes platessa (European plaice)
Lineage: Eukaryota; Metazoa; Chordata; Actinopteri; Pleuronectiformes; Pleuronectidae
Product: tubulin polymerization-promoting protein
Exons: 5
Coding region: 315-1016 (233 amino acids)
Biological process (GO): positive regulation of protein polymerization; microtubule polymerization; microtubule bundle formation
Cellular component (GO): microtubule
Molecular function (GO): tubulin binding
Source: RefSeq, a predicted model, not a curated record